AGCCAACAUGGAAAUUGGGAUCAAUCGUACUAUGCCAACAAUCAGCAGACUGCAAACACUUGGCAAUCAGAAAAUGCAGGUAACGCUGAGGCGGCUGUAACUUCUGCAUCAUUAUCAAACUUCGGAGGGAACCAGCAAGUAAAUAAUUUGUACAGUACAGGAUCUGUGGCUGAACAGUUAAAGCCAAAUGAGAUUGGCGUUGAGAGCUUCAUCCCUCAGCAUACGAAUGUGGCUAGUGUCACGCAGAAUGGACCUAUGAGUUUCUCGAAUGAUUUCUAUAGUAGACAGAAUUCUGUAAAUAAUGCUUCACAAUCAUUCCAGAACAAUCAGCUUUUCUCCCCAAGUGCAGGAAGAUCAUCUGAUGGGCGUCCACCACAUGCACUUGUCAAUUUUGGAUUUGGAGGAAAGCUUAUUGUUAUGAAGGAUGACAGUGGUUCUCUCCAGAGUUCAUCAUUUGGAAGUCAGGUUAGA
Messenger RNA from Camelina sativa (false flax), 471 nucleotides. The record is from RefSeq and is a predicted model, not a curated record. NCBI's taxonomy places the organism in Eukaryota, Viridiplantae, Streptophyta, Magnoliopsida, Brassicales, Brassicaceae.